GUCUCUUCAGUCACUUGCAGCGGUCACACCGUUCUCUUCAGUUUUAUAUUUUGCGUGCAUGCAUUUCACCGAUGGGCAAUCUCUGUGCCAUCCCCGCACCUCAGACGCCCAAGAAAAAGCAAACCAAGCGCUUACCAAAUGCGCCGCCAAUCUCCAAUUCCAGUAAUCGUUGGUCCCGUUCGCGUUCUUCUCGUCAGGAGAAAAUCGACGAUGCCACGAUUCAAGAGCAAGCGCUAGUGGCUGCGAUGCUUUUGAAGCAUCAUCAGCAGCAGAAUGGUACUCUACCGUUUGAUCGAUCCAGCUCUCUCCGACAAACCAAUGCGUCUAAUAAGAAGAAUUCGUUGCCGCGGAGUUCGAGUUCCAGGCCUCGAUCACUUACUGAUUCUUUGAUACAGCCUCAUCAACUAGUUAAUCAGGAUAUAAGGCUUGAUGAUCUGGAGACCAAUCAUUUUGUCCUUGUCCAUGGAGGCGGCUUUGGCGCUUGGUGCUGGUAUAAAACUAUUGCACUUCUAGAAGAAGGUGGUUUUAAGGUUGAUGCCAUAGACUUAGCUGGUUCUGGGGUUGAUUCCUUUGAUACCAACAACAUUACGUCUAUAUCACAAUAUGUGAAGCCGCUCACUGAUUUUCUUGACAAGCUUCCUGAAGGCGAGAAGGUGAUAUUGGUUGGGCAUGAUAUUGGUGGGGCAUGUAUAUCUUAUGCUGCUGAGUUGUUUCCUCUUAAAAUAUCCAAGGCUGUCUUUAUUUCUGCAGCAAUGUUGAUCAGUGGGCAAAGCACUCUUGAUAUCUUUUCUCAACAGGUGGGUUCAAAUGAUCUUCUUCAAAGAUCUCAGAUCUUUUUGUACUCAAAUGGGAAAGAUCAGCCUCCGUCUUCUAUCGAUCUAGACAAGUCACUGUUGAGGGAUUUGUUAUUCAACCAUAGUCCAGCCAAAGAUGUGGCAUUAGCAUCUGUUUCAAUGAGGCCGAUACCUUUUGCACCAGUAUUAGAGAAGCUUUCUCUUUCUGACCUGAGAUAUGGAUCUGUGAGGAGGUUCUACAUUGUAACACCUGAAGACAAUGCCAUCUCCGUCACACUACAGGAGAACAUGAUAAAUGCAAAUCCCCCAGAAAAAGUCUUCCGGUUGAAAGGGGCUGACCAUUCUCCUUUUUUCUCAAAGCCUCAAGCCCUGCACAAGUUACUGGUAGAGAUUUCACAGAUCCGUUGAAAACGUUAUUCUACUCAUUGUUUUCAUGGCAUAGUCAUGAGAAACCUCGAAUAACAUGGCACAGGAAUGCAAAUGGUAUCAGUAACUUAAUGUGCUCUCUUUAGCAUAAGGAUUAGACUUAGAUCAAGUUCUUUAGUUGUUUGUUACUAUGCUCUCUAAUAAAAAAGUAAAAUGUAGAGGAUUGGGGGGGGGGGUGCUACAUGGAGGUCCACAUCCAUUUGUUUAUUUGUGUUUCCAUAUGUAUAUAUCAGUUGUUAUUAUAUUUUUAUUGGAGAUCCCUAUUGCAAACACUUAAA
Messenger RNA from Neltuma alba, 1498 nucleotides. RefSeq names its product putative methylesterase 11, chloroplastic. Lineage: Eukaryota; Viridiplantae; Streptophyta; Magnoliopsida; Fabales; Fabaceae. Gene Ontology annotation, molecular function: methyl salicylate esterase activity; methyl indole-3-acetate esterase activity; methyl jasmonate esterase activity. The transcript has 5 exons. Bases 72 to 1202 code for a protein of 376 amino acids. Gene Ontology annotation, biological process: jasmonic acid metabolic process; salicylic acid metabolic process. The record is from RefSeq and is a predicted model, not a curated record.